CCCGGUUAGCAGCGUGCUCCUGCUGCCAAUCCAGGUGGCUUCCAACCAUUGGCUAAUAUUUUUGUUUUUAAUUACCUUUUUUUAUUUGCAGCUUUGGCUUAAUUUUGACAACCGACUUGUCGAGAUCUCUACGGCGACACAACUCCUAAGAUAGCAUCUCCUCUGUCAUCAUUAUUUCUAUUAGCCUACCUCCGGCGACCGACAAUCUGCCAUUAUAAUCUCUUAUGAAGUUAUUAUAGCAUCUCCUCUGUCACCAUUAUAAUGGCGUCAUAACGGUUAGUCAACUGCUGCCGCUGACAAUCGAUCGGAGGUUACAAAUCCUCAAAUUCAGAAUGACUAAUCUGAUCUGUAUUUCAAGUUUCAGGCGCCUGCGGCAAAAAAUUUCAGGCCAUCAGCAGCGAAGCAAUCACAAUGACGACUAGUCAAUGGAUAGAGUCCAGCGGAAACAAAAUAUUUUAAUACCUCAAUAUGGAAAAGUUGCAGAUAAUAGAAUAAGAAUAUAAUUGAAAAUAAGAAAACAACAAAUGAUUGAAAGACACCUGGGUUGGCAGCAGGAGCACGCUGCUAACCAAAUUCCAGCUAAGUAUUUCCCUAAAAUAUAUAUAAAUAUAUAAGGUGACUUCUACGGUGCCCAGGGCAAAAUCCGGGUACGGGUACCUUGGCCGAUCUUAACCAUUCGUUUUCAAUCUCCACGGUUCACGUUUGUUAAACCUUCCUGCGCACUAAAUAACUAAACAAUUUACAAAAAGGCUCUUGCCGCGUUAAGUUUUUUUUCAUCCUAGUCCAACUAACUGACCCGAUUAAAUUAAAUUGAUUAAGACUGCAAACCCAAUUGGGUAGACCCACUGCCGCCCUAACCAAUUUCCAGUCUCCCUAACCAAUUACACGAUCCCUCUCUCGUCUUGGAGGGACACCCCUUCACAGUUCCAAGAGACGCUCCCCAUCCAAUUUGAACUCCCCAACUUAAUCAUCUUUUUGAAUCCCAAUUACUUGCAUCCACAUUCGACGUAGCUUGAAUUUCCGAAUUUAUUUUGUCUUGUUUCUUCUUCGCCAUUUUAUUUCCCCUCGCCUAUCUCUUUCUAACACGAUUACGGCGACCGUGUCUAUUAUUUUGUUCAUCGAACUUUUCAUUUUCAAAAGAACCCUUGAAAGAGGUUUGCUAACCCUAGGGUUCAUGUCGCUAGUGCUUUGUCAUCUUGUCUUAGCGUUAUUGUGAUUUUCUCGAACCUUAUAUCUCUCGGUGAAAUUUAGGUUUCCUGAUAUGUAGUGUUCGUCUCGCCCAGAGGAUUGAGGAAGAAGAUGAAGAACACAUAAUUUGAUUCGAAUCGGAUGGAGAGGUCUCCUUAGUUUGUGUUUAUGUAUUAACGGUGCGUUUAGGAGUAAUUCUAGUUGGACUAGGUCUGAUCAUUGAUUUUUGCAGGCUUUUAAAUAAGAUUCAAACGUGGGCUUGUACAUGACCCAUGCAAUAUUCAAAAGUGGGCCUGGAACGUGCGAGCCCAUUUGUUUUCUCCUGCAGUAUCAAUUUGUGCGCCAACCCUAGUUUAACUAGCUUUACUUACCCUAGUUUAAGCUACACGAGUUAACAUCAUCAUUACUACAUAUCUUCCAAAAUCUUCUAACUCUUGACAUUCCAGACUCAACCGUCUCCAUCACACUCACGUCUCCACACUCAACCCCCACGAUCACUUUUUCUUACACCUACAUUCUCUCUUUCCUUCAUCUUCACCUUCCCUUGUUCCUUCUUCCUCUGACUCCAUGGCAAACAAAGGUAAAUCUUUUGCGGAGAUGGGGAUACUAUCUCUUUCAAACGAUGACUGCCGAUCCACCCCAAGUCUCGGGGACUAUCUUUCAUUCACAAGCAAGACAUCAAUUAUGGCCGAGUACGAGUUCAUCCACCUGAGUCCUUUCCCUGCAGAAGUGAAGAAGUUAAUUAAAAAUCUUGGCUGGGAAAAGUUCAUUGAUCUCCGGAGUCGAGGAAGCACCAGUUACUGCCCGCAUGUGGUGAGGAAGUUCUACCACAAUUUAGAGCUGUCUGGUCCCUGCGAUUCUCAUCUCGUGUCGAUCUUCCUGGGUUAUAGAGUCUGCUUCCAGCCUCAUCAGUUUGCUGAGAUCCUCGAUCUCCCCGCCGCAGGACACCCCAUUGAUAGCAGAAGCGGGCGGCUGUACGAUUUUGAGUUUGAAGUUGAACUGGAGAAACUGACGAAGGGGCGCAUCCAGGCUUCUUUCCUCCCAGAUCCUCUUCGAUUCCUCCACUGGAUGAUCGUCAACUGCUUCAUGCCAAGGUACCGUGGUCAUUCGAUUAUUCGUAAACUUGACCUGUUUAUCCUUGUGCAAGCUCAAAGAGGUGUUCCUGUUAACCUCGCAUCUCUCAUGUGCCUGAACAUGGUUGAGGCUGCUCCUAGAGGGGAAAACUGGUACACUGCCUUUCCAUAUGCCACCUUCUUGACCACCUUUCUUGAAAGGGUUGGGAUGGAUAUGGGGGUUUAUGCUAAGGAGGACCAGUGCGCCUAUUUGCCAGUCUACCGUAUCGUCGAAUUGACCAAUACUUUUAUUGAUCUUCGGCAUACGGAGCAUGAAGAGAACCCUGAGGCAUCCUCAAGCAAACGUCCUCGGCUUACAUGAGAGUCGAUUGAUGCAGGGCGGGGUGGAGCAUUGGAGCAGCAAAGGGGCCAGCAUUGGAUGUCUUUUGUUAAUAAGUUUACUUAGGCUUUGUUGGUUUUUUUUUUCCAGUCUUAUUCUCCAGCACUCAAAACUGUCAGGUACUGAGGGGAGCCAGUACAUCAUCUGACUAGGAAAGUCUCCCAUUUUUUUAAUUAUCCAGACAAAUAUUUUUCUAUGCAUGCAGUAUUUUGUGAAUUUGCCAUGGCUAAUUUUCCUAAGACAGGUGACGAGAUGCAGUAAUGGUCAUCCCUAAGCAAGGAGGUGCAAUUGCAUCCUACACUUGCUAUGAUGUGAGAAGCUAUUGCAAGGGUGCAAAUUUGCUUGCAAUUUAAAUUGGCCCACGAGUGGGGACCAUUGAUGAAAUUGCAAUCUUUUCUCAAAAUUAUAGAAGUGGAAGUAGGGGACUACCUAUGAAAUUGCAAAUGAAUUUCAUUGUGGGAG
Molecule: messenger RNA, 3102 nt
Organism: Linum trigynum
Lineage: Eukaryota; Viridiplantae; Streptophyta; Magnoliopsida; Malpighiales; Linaceae
Source: the annotation of a GenBank genome assembly